Messenger RNA from Acanthopagrus latus (yellowfin seabream), 2300 nucleotides. RefSeq names its product apelin receptor a (gene aplnra). The transcript has a single exon. Lineage: Eukaryota; Metazoa; Chordata; Actinopteri; Spariformes; Sparidae. Gene Ontology annotation, biological process: immune response; G protein-coupled receptor signaling pathway. Gene Ontology annotation, cellular component: membrane. Gene Ontology annotation, molecular function: G protein-coupled receptor activity. The coding region runs from base 140 to 1225 and encodes 361 amino acids. The record is from RefSeq and is a predicted model, not a curated record.
ACUCCUGCUCCCACCAGCGGUCGACUCAGCAGAAACUCUCCGGCUCGUGUGACUCUCUGGCUUGAGUCACCUCAGAGGACUUGGAACUGUACAGGACUCUUUCUGAACACAAAGGAUUUUUUUUUUUCUACACCGCAGCAUGGAGGCCACCACGGGGGAAUAUGUUGACAACUAUGACUAUUAUGAUGACAAUGAGACUGACUGUGACUUCUCAGAGUGGGAGCCCUCCUACUCCCUCAUCCCGGUGCUCUACAUGCUCAUCUUCAUCCUGGGCCUGUCAGGGAACGGCGUGGUCAUCUUCACCGUCUGGAGGUCCAAAUCGAAACGCCGGGCCGCGGAUGUCUACAUAGGGAACCUGGCUCUUGCUGACCUCACCUUUGUUGUGACCCUACCUCUGUGGGCCGUGUACACAGCGCUGGGCUACCACUGGCCCUUCGGUGUGGCUCUGUGCAAGAUUAGCAGCUAUGUUGUUCUGGUCAACAUGUACGCCAGUGUUUUCUGCCUCACCUGCCUCAGCUUUGACCGCUACCUGGCCAUCGUUCACUCUCUGUCCAGCAGCAGGCUGCGCUCCAGGGGCACCAUGCUGGCCUCCCUGGGUGCCAUUUGGUUCCUCUCCGGCCUGCUGGCUAUUCCCACGCUGCUCUUCCGCACUACAGUGAACGACCAAAACAGCAACAGGACCACGUGCGCCAUGGACUUCAGCCUGGUGACGAGGAACAGGAGGCAUGAGUACCUCUGGAUCGCGGGGCUCAGCCUCUCCUCCUCUGCUUUGGGCUUCCUCCUUCCUUUCCUGGCCAUGACCAUCUUCUACUGCUUCAUCGGCUGCACCGUCACGCGCCACUUCAACAACCUGCGCAAGGAGGACCAGAAGAAAAAGCGUCUGCUGAAGAUCAUCACCACACUGGUGGUGGUGUUUGCCAUCUGCUGGACGCCCUUCCACGUCCUUAAGAGCAUGGACGCCCUCUCCUACCUGAACCUGGCGCCGAGCUCCUGCGGCUUCCUGCGCUUCCUGCUGCUGGCUCACCCUUACGCCACCUGCCUGGCCUACGUCAACAGCUGCCUCAACCCAUUUUUGUACGCCUUCUUCGACCUGCGCUUUCGCUCCCAGUGUCUGUGCCUGCUCAACCUGAAGAAGGCUAUGCACGGCCAGAUGAGCUCCAUGUCGUCCACGCUCAGCGCCCAGACUCAGAAGUCAGAGGUUCAGUCUCUGGCCACCAAGGUGUAAAAGAGAGUAAAGGGAAAGUUGGCGUGGGGCUGCAGGCAGGUCCCAGCUCCAACUUCUGGAACACUUGUAAAAAGAAAAGAAAAAAAAAAAGACUUUACCUGUCCAUUGUUCAAAGCUGGUAAGAUGAGAAGAUGAACUUGUCACUGCUCACAGUCAUGAAAUCCAUAAUGUGUUCCUCCCAGAGGUGGAUGCUCCGUAUGUUGUGUGGACUUGAAGCUGGAGCCAGCUGGCUGAGCUCCUCAGCUACGUCGUUCCUCAAAUUCUCAGAGAAAGAAAGUUUAUUUUUGUCCUGCUCUGCAAAAGUUGUCAUUUUUUCAUGUGGCGUUUGGAACUGUAAAUCAAUUGAUGUGGAAAUCUGUUUACACUGGAUGAAACAUAAAGCUGUACAGUAUUUUCAUACCAUAGCAUUUUGUUUUGUUUUAGAAGCACUUGUUGAAGAAAAUGUGUGUGCAGGGAAAUCAAACGGAGCAGUGUCCUCUUUAAAGCUUGUUUGUGAGGGUGGAAGAAGUCUGCAGGAGAAGGAGGUGAGGCGGGGGGGGGGACGUAAGAGGAGAAAAGGUGUUGCAGCUUAAUUAUAUAGUUUGUGGAGAGGAGACGGGGGCAGACAGGCAGAUGGCAGUUGACAAAUGUUGUUGGGGAGCAGGAGCGGGGCGGGGUGGAGGGGUGGAGGGGUUUCGCAGUGUAGUCACGGCACUAAAGGGGACAAAGGAACUCUGUAAAUAAAUGUUCCAGUUUGAUGCAUUAUGUUUCUUUUUUUUGUUUGUUUUUUUUUUUUGACAUCACUGUAACUAACUACUGUAUUAAAGAUCUAUGAACCAGACCUCUUAGAGUCUUUUGUUCAGAGGAGAAAGUAAAGGCAACUCUAACACUGACUUUAAACAGUUUCACAAAAGAGGUCCUUUGAGAUUGAAACUGUUUUCAUUAAGCCUGUAGUUUCACGUCAGUUUCAUUACGCCUUCCUGUUAUUUCAGUGUUAAGUACCCCCAGAGGGCUGAACCUUUGUUAUGAAUGCCCUGCAUUUGGUUUGCACCUUCAGACUAAUAGAUCUCUAAUCUCUAUUGAUUCACAGGCAGUA